UUCUUCUUCUUCAGGGUUUCCAUUUACUAAUCGGUCUUACCUUAAUGUUCUUGAUUGUUGAUUUUCAUUGGCAGUUUUCUCCUUGCAAGUAAUUUGGUCAUUAUCUUUUAGAUAUCAGCUAAUGGUUUAUAUCAUUUAUGCCUCUUGAUUAUAUGUUAAGCUUUGAAGUCGAUGGAGUUUGGAUUUUUCACUUGUAGGAUAUUGUCUGUGAUUUUUCUUCUCUUAGCGGGAAAAUGUAGAUCCUUGUACCUUCCCAACAAUGCAAUGUUAUAUAUUCAGCACCGAUGUAGAUUAUUGUUCCUCCAAAUUGGUGAAAACAAAUAGGGUUUCUUUUUGUUAUUGUUGGGAUGUCAUUUCCCUACAAAUACACUGCCCAUAUCAGCUUUGUCUGGCACGAUUUCUACAUUCUUUGUCAAUAUUGCUUGUUAAUCCUACAAUGUCAAUGAUAAGCCAUCACAACUAAGUGUGAUGUUUCCCAGAAUCUAUCUCAUGUCUUUUUUUCUUCUUUUUGUACGGCUGUAGAUUGGCCAGUAUGCUACGUGGAUUUUUCUGCAAGCGUAGAAAAGAAAGUACUGGUCCUAAUAGUUACUUGGGUCAAAUUUAUUUAUUUUUCUUUUUUUUUUUUAAAUAAUUUUCUGUUAUUGUGGUUUUUGUGCCUAAAUUAAAGGUUGGAAAACUAAAAUAUUUCUGUAUGCUUUUGCAGUAGCUUUGCAUGGAUACGUACCUGUUUUUAUCUCAGCCUGCCUUGAAAUUUCGAACUCUGUUGUAGUUAUUGAUUUUAGUAUUUUCACCGUUCACCUGGAACUGAUGUUUAUGGUUUCUCUUUAGUAUAUUCAGGUUUUCUUUGAAGAUUUCUUUUAAUGUACUGCACUUGGGAUUAUUAGAUUUGAUGUGCAACCUUCUCCUUUAUGAUGGGCUUCUCAUUGUUGAAGUUCAUGAGUUUAACAGUUCUUUUUAAUAAUUCUAUUUAUGUCUUGCAUGUGCAAUUUUAUCCUGUGGGGAUUUUGGAUUGUCUAAAUCUUGCUCACGGAUGAACUCUCGAAAGUGGAAGAAAAGCUCAAGUUAACAGAAUCUCUUCUAGAAAGCAAAAAUCUUGAAAUAAAGAAAAUCAAUGAUGAGAAGAAGGCUUCCAUGGCAGCUCAGUUUGCAGCUGAAGCAACUCUUCGAAGAGUUCAUGCUGCUCAGAAGGAUGAUGAUAUGCCUCCCAUUGAAGCCAUUCUUGCACCUUUGGAGGCUGAGCUUAAGCUUGCUCGCCAAGAGAUCACAAAGCUUCAAGAUGACAACAAGGCAUUGGAUCGUCUGACAAAAUCAAAAGAAGCUGCAUUACUUGAAGCUGAGAGGACCAUUCAAGUUGCAUUGGCUAAGGCCUCUAUGGUGGAUGAUCUCCAAAAUAAGAACCAAGAGCUAAUGAAACAGAUAGAAAUUUGUCAGGAAGAAAAUAAAAUUUUAGACAAAAUGCAUAGGCAAAAAGUUGCAGAGGUUGAAAAGCUUACCCAAACUGUGAGGGAACUGGAAGAAGCAGUUCUUGCUGGUGGAGCAGCUGCAAAUGCUGUGAGGGAUUACCAACGGAAAGUUCAGGAGAUGAAUGAGGAAAGAAAAACUCUUGACCGAGAGCUGGCCCGUGCAAAAGUAACAGCAAACAGAGUGGCCACAGUGGUAGCAAAUGAAUGGAAAGACGCAAAUGACAAAGUCAUGCCUGUCAAACAAUGGCUUGAAGAACGAAGAUUUUUGCAGGGAGAAAUGCAGCAACUUCGUGACAAGCUUGCUAUUACUGAGCGAACUGCAAAGUCUGAGGCACAAUUGAAAGAAAAAUACCAGUUGAGGCUCAAAGUGCUAGAAGGAAGCUUGAGAGGGUCGUCCAGUAGUAAUAGGAGUGCACCAGAGGGAAGAAGUGUAAGCAAUGGGCCUUCUCGUCGCCAGUCCUUAGGUGGGGCUGAUAACAUCUCAAGAUUGACCUCCAAUGGCUUCUUGUCCAAGAAAACACCAACAUCUCAUUUGAGAUCUUCCUUAUCCUCUAGUACCAAUUCAGUGCUUAAGCAUGCUAAAGGAACGUCAAAAUCAUUUGAUGGCGGCACCAGAUCUUUGGAUAGGGGUAGUAGGGUGCUCCUUAAUGGCACCAGCCCCCAUCGUUCAUUUAACCAACCUUCUGACAGAACCAAGGAUGCUGACGAACCUAAUUCUUGGAAAGGAAAUCCUGAUGAGAAGCCCAAUGAGUUCCCGGCAGCAGAGACUGAGGAUAGAAUUCCAGGGAUAUUGUAUGAUUUGCUGCAAAAAGAGGUCAUAGCUUUGAGGAAAGCUGGUCAUGAAAAAGAUCAAAGCCUCAAAGAUAAGGAUGACGCAAUUGAGAUGUUAGCAAAGAAAGUAGAAACAUUAACUAAAGCAAUGGAAGUUGAGGCAAAGAAGAUGAGAAGAGAAGUAGCUUCCAUGGAGAAGGAAGUUGCUGCCAUGCGUGUAGAGAAAGAACACGAGAAUAGGGCGAAACGGUUUGGUAAUUCUAAAGGGCCUGUCACUGCUGCUCAGCUGCUUCCUGGAAGGAAUGUGGCACGUGGUGGGUUAACACGCAACACGCAAUGACAAUAAAUUCCUCUCUUAUAAUCAGUGAGGCAUAAAACUGCAUAGGCCUUGUUUUUUAGUUCUUUUUUAUAUUUUUUAUUUUCCUCUUGCGCCAGUGAUUGAUUACAAAAUUGUAACUCGCAUGCUGAUGACCCAUGUUACAUUGUAAUUUGCAAAGAAAGUAAAUCAGGAAGACAACAGUAUCAGAGGAAGGAAAUUGGCAUGCUUCUGACAUAGACUGUUAUUCCUCUGCUUAGAGAUCAGCGAACAGAAAAAAAAAAGAUAUAAAAAUGGGAAGAAAUUGACUUUGGGCUAACCUUUUGUCAGGUUUUUCUUUUGAGUGGGCAGUGAUGGUGUGGUUGUAUAGGUAGCUUAUUGGGUUCUAAGUUGUCUACCAUUUUGCAGUUUAUAUUUGUUGUAUUCUGCAGCUAGCGUGAUUGUUAUUGGUUAAAGUUUGUUAAUAUUUUUGUAAUCAGAUCAAACACAGAUCUUGUGGUUGUGUUAUUCAUCUAUAGUUUAUUGUUGGUUAUAAAUCUUUAUCCGAGUGAUUUUAACUUA
Messenger RNA from Manihot esculenta (cassava), 3111 nucleotides. Its product is annotated as microtubule-associated protein 70-2. The transcript is spliced from 10 exons. The record is from RefSeq and is a predicted model, not a curated record. Gene Ontology annotation, biological process: cytoskeleton organization. Gene Ontology annotation, molecular function: microtubule binding. Bases 1132 to 2574 code for a protein of 480 amino acids. Lineage: Eukaryota; Viridiplantae; Streptophyta; Magnoliopsida; Malpighiales; Euphorbiaceae.